GUGUUCCUGUUCCUGUUCCUGUCCCUUUCUUGCAGUUGUUUAUCACUGGCCUGCAUCAGUGACAAUACCGACUACUUCUCUACCAGCUACGCUAACCCAAAAACAUUAAGAUGCAGGAAGUUUCGAGUAACAAAUGCUUCGGUGGAUGCACUAAGGUGUUCUCUCACAACAGUGAUGAGUUGAAGUGUCCCAUGAAGUUUGCUGUUUUCAUCCCUUCACAAGCAGAACAAGGAAAGGUUCCAGUUUUGUAUUGGCUAUCAGGUCUCACCUGCACUGAACAAAAUUUCACAACAAAAGCUGGUGCACAGAAAGUGGCCGCAGAUCAUGGAAUAAUGCUUGUAAUGCCUGACACUAGCCCAAGAGGAUGCAAUAUUGAAGGUGAGGAUGACAGUUAUGAUUUUGGUAGCGGCGCUGGUUUUUAUGUUGAUGCAACAGAAGAAAAAUGGAAGACAAAUUAUCAAAUGUAUUCAUACAUUACAAAGGAACUGCCAGCCCUUGUAAAUGCAAACUUUUCAGUUCAAGUAGGAAACCAGUCAAUAUUUGGUCAUAGUAUGGGAGGUCAUGGUUCAUUGAUAUGUUUCUUGAAGAAUCCUGGAAUGUAUAAGUCUGUAUCAGCAUUUGCACCUAUUUGUAACCCAAUGAACUGCCCAUGGGGAAAGAAAGCCUUUGGUGGAUAUUUAGGCACUGACCAAGAGAAAUGGAAGGAAUAUGAUGCCUGUGAGUUGGCUAAAAGCUAUUCAGGACCAAGAUGUGAUAUUUUAAUAGAUCAGGGAAAGAGUGACAACUUCUUUGUUGAUGGUCAACUUCUUCCGGAUAACUUUGUCAAUGCAUGCAAGGAAAAUCCAUCCUGCAGUGUGGCUGUACGAAUGCAAGAGGGAUACGACCAUAGUUACUACUUCAUAUCAACAUUUGUAGAAGAUCAUAUUAAGCAUCAUGCCAAGUACCUCAAAAACUGAGAAUCUCACAGAAAAGGACUGCAAAUCGUAUUUCAGCAAGUGUAGAGGAAAUUCUGAAGUGGAACAGAAUUAAAAUUGUGAUUUUUGUAGAGAUUGCUUGUUCAAAUGUACUAGAGAAAUGAUAAUUGUGAUUUUUUAUCAGUAAAAUUCAAGACAACUGUGUUUGUAUUACAUAAAAUUACAAUUUGUGAUUCAAAUGACUGUAUUUAAUAUGCGUCUCUGAUGACUAUAAAUUUGCAAUUG
Messenger RNA from Rhopilema esculentum, 1199 nucleotides. The record is from RefSeq and is a predicted model, not a curated record. NCBI's taxonomy places the organism in Eukaryota, Metazoa, Cnidaria, Scyphozoa, Rhizostomeae, Rhizostomatidae.